GCCGCCGGUUAGUGCCCUUCCUUCAGCCCUAGCUUGCCACGGCAGAAUUCGGACAAGAAACCGAGCAGGACUAGAAAUUCCUUCAGCAAGUAGCUAAAACUCCGGGUCUCUGAUACCUGUGUCGCUACUGGACUCGGAUUUGAUUCUCCUACUCGUACCAGGAGUGUGGCCUCCAGGCUUAGCGAUGCAUAUAUAAGUACAGACAGGAGCCUGCCUUUCGUCUGAACAAACUUGUCCAAGCAUCAGGGAUUUGCAACUUUGGGAGUUACCGAAGGAAUUUAGCAUUGAGUCCGCCUUCCCGCCGUUAUACUUGAAGAAAUUCGUCUGCUUGGCCAAAGUUCUAGAUCUUUGCAGAGUGACCCUGCUCCCAUGGAGCUAAGUAGCGUCGCCUCGAUGAUGAGCUUAGGGAGUCUGGCUAUCCAGCGGACAAAUCUGUGCUCCCUAGUCUUCAGAGUUUUGCCAAAGCUGCUAAGCUACACUCCCAGUUCACUGAAGAAACUAUGCAAAGAUGUUGAUCCACCACAGAGCGAUACUAUCGUGGGCACAUUGCGAGAGCUGCCUCAGGACAUCUUGAUGGAUAUCUUUGCCACCCUUGAAAUCCCUGACCUCAUACGUGCUGGAGCCGUCUGCCACUCUUGGCACUCUGCAUAUACCAGCCUACAAAGCCUUGGGCUGUAUAACCUAUCGCAGACGCCGUGCCUCCUCUAUACUUCUCAAUCUGCUGGUGAUAGCUCUGCUUACCUCUACAGCCUCAGCGAAAAGAGAUCGUACAAGUUAACUCUUCCGGAUCCACCUAUCCGCACUAGGUGUUUGAUAGGGUCCUCUCAUGGCUGGCUGGUUACUGUUGAUGAAAGAUCUGAGAUGCAUCUUGUCAAUCCGAUCACAUGUGAACAGAUUUCUCUACCUUCAGUGAUCACCAUCGAGCAUGUGACGCCCAUCUUUGAUGAGUGCGGUCUUCUACACAAGUAUGAACUGUCGUGGCACGCUGGAAUAUAUGAUGCUUUUGACCCGCCAUCUAUUUAUGAUCUUGACAAGCUGCGAGACGAAUUCCAGCUUAAGGCGUUUGUGUUCGAUGAUACAUCCACAGGAAGCUAUAUUGUGGUGCUCAUCCACAAUCCAUUGCGUCAGCUAUCUUUUGCAAAGGUGGGGGCUGAUAAAUGGACCUGGCUGCCACCUUAUGAUGUCUAUGACGACUGCACUUACAAAAAUGACAUAUUGUAUGCUGUGAGAUCAACUGGAGAUAUUCAUGCUUUUGAUCUUAGUGGACCUGUUGUCACAAUGAAGAUGAUUACGGGGACAUCUGACUGUCUUUCAACUGGUAGUUCGUACAUUCUUCAAGACCCAUGGGGUGGUCUACUGGUUAUCUGUAGAAUAUUUGAGGAUUAUGAAUUACUACCUGAUCGGGCACCUGUGUUUUGGAAGACAGGUGAAAUUAUUAUGUAUGAAGUUGAUGUGGUAGCAAGUGAACUCAAGGAAAUCAAUUGCUUGAAUGCCCAUGCGUUAUUUCUUGGGCAUAAUCAAUCGCUGUGUCUCAGUGCUAAAGAAUAUCCAUCUCUCAAAGCAAAUCAUGUCUACUUUACUGAUGAUAGUUUUUUCUGGACAAUUGGAUUGAAGAAUAAUCACCGUGAUAUGGGAAUUCUCAACUUGGAUAAUAACAGAAGGGAGCACCUUAUAUUACCUCAGCUUUGCUCCAACUUUCCAGCUCCUAUUUGGAUUACACCUGAUCUUAGAAGGCUGAACUUGGCAUCAGAGGCUGCUUGAAAAUGGUUGAUGGGCUCAAUGAGCUAACAGUCGGGUGGUUUUCUAGGUUAUUGUUUUUCCUAGAGAGAGUCAUGGACUCAAGGACCACGUGGAUUGCGUGACGGCAUCAUGGUUUCUUGACCCUAGUACAUAAACACCUAGUUUGGACCUAGAUGGCUCUGAAUAAAUAGUUGUGAGCUGUUAUUUGGUUGUAAAAUUUGACUUUUUCGAUUGUAUUCCUUGGCAAUGCUAAUGCGAAUUUCUUAUCUUAGCAAGAAUAUCCAAAUGAGCUUGUAAUCUCUAGUUCUGUACUCUACUAUAAUGUUCAAAA
Molecule: messenger RNA, 2071 nt
Organism: Lolium rigidum
Lineage: Eukaryota; Viridiplantae; Streptophyta; Magnoliopsida; Poales; Poaceae
Product: F-box only protein 7-like
Exons: 2
Coding region: 370-1761 (463 amino acids)
Molecular function (GO): protein binding
Source: RefSeq, a predicted model, not a curated record